This is a messenger RNA of Penicillium riverlandense, 693 nucleotides long. RefSeq lists its product as uncharacterized. The transcript has a single exon. The record is from RefSeq and is a predicted model, not a curated record. Bases 1 to 693 code for a protein of 230 amino acids. Lineage: Eukaryota; Fungi; Ascomycota; Eurotiomycetes; Eurotiales; Aspergillaceae.
AUGCCUGCGACCCGGUUCCGUCAUUGCAAAGACGCCGACGCGACGGUCGCCCAACUAUGGAAGCAGUUCCAGAGCUCCAAAUCCCGCACCACCACACCCAUCCCAACCAGACAACGCCGGGUGGGUGUCAAUGAUACGGCAGCCCACAGAAGGACAGAAUUUGCGAUUCAUGUCCCAUCGAUCGACAAUCCAGAGGACUAUGAGUUCCUGCCCGGCCAUUUUACUAUUGACCGUAUCCUGGACGUGCACUCAGAUGAGCCGCAGGGACCUACCUAUACAGUCAAACUCCAGAGUGGCGAGCUGGAGAAAUUUUCAUACUCACGGCUGUCGAACCUGGAAUACGGACUGGAGUCGCUGGCCGAGUUCAAGGAGACACCCGAAUUCAUCGACGCCCGAGAGUCGAGCGAGGAUGAAAUCCAAGUCGUUAGAGGACGGCAUCCGAUGCCAUCCACCUUUCUAUCUAUCGAUGGCCCAUCAUCUGAGGAGAUAUCCGAAGUGGAGUCGUCCAGAUCAUCCAGCGCUCGGGGUUUACGCCUCCGCGCAGCUUCAAAAAGAAGCGGAUACGCUCGGUUCUUUCAUCCUGUGGAUAGCGAUCUCGAAGAUUCAGCUAGCGAUGCUAGGCCCACGCGUGUUCGGCGCCGCUUGAGGAGGGGGUCGCCAGAAACAAUCGCACCUCUGAUGAGUCGGACAUGA